AUGCGGGCCUCCCCUCGACCCACGCAGUGCCCUGUCAGUAACGGUCAGAACUUCUCUCUCUUCCACCCCGCCCGGCUUUGUAAAGGGCCACGAGCAGACGAGAUGAACGACCACCAGAACACGCUGUCCUACGUCCUCAUCAACCCUCCCCCCGACACCAUGCUGGAGCUCAACGACAUAGUGUACAUCAUCCGCUCCGACCCGCUGGCCCACGUCCCGGAGGACCCCCAGGCCGCUCCGGCCCGCGGCGCCCGGAACCAGCAGGACUUCGGCGUCCCGACGAGGGACGAGACUCACCUCUGA
Messenger RNA from Menidia menidia (Atlantic silverside), 303 nucleotides. Lineage: Eukaryota; Metazoa; Chordata; Actinopteri; Atheriniformes; Atherinopsidae. The record is from the annotation of a GenBank genome assembly.